AUGUUGCAGUUUGAAAAUUCGAUGCGUCUGUACGCAAGGCUCAUGCCUAGACAGAAGCUUAUCUUUUACUGGCCCGCGCAUGAGCAGCAUACAUCCUCAGAAAAAAUUGCUUCCUAUCCGGUCUGUUUUCCAGAGACUCCAGUGACUUUGCCGACUGAUCUCGACACAUUGGGGAGAUUUAAUUCAGAACGAGAAUAUUCUCCUGGACGGUUGCGAGCAACCGAUGAAAGACUUCCGGUAGCACCUGAAAGGAAGCGAAAUGGGGACACUUUUACUGAAAGACGCGAGGAGAAGCGAGUGGGGAUUCUUGGAAAAAAUGAGCAUCUGGCAGUAACUGAAGCAAAAUAUGUGGAACGAAUCGAGCAGCGGGUGAUACAACGAGAUGAUGCACUAGGGCGAUUCCGAGAGGGUGAAGUGACCAUGGAGCGGGAAGUCCUAAGGAAAGAAAAUGUGGCUUUCGGUGAAAGGAGUGCCCUACGAACUGCUCCGAAAGAAACGGUCGUUAAUGAACAUGUUGGAGGACUUGAUUUUUCACGUUUCGCUGAUGUCACAGACGAUGACGUGAUUGGAAGACCGCUGGAAGCUGAUGAGGCCGAACAGAUAGCCAUGGCGUGCGUGAAAGAAGCCGCUGUCACGGCCAAGGAGUUGCAUCGCCGUGGUAAACCGUCCGAGUCCGAGGUACGUGUAAACCGUCAAAUGACAUUAACUUAUUGGUGA
Molecule: messenger RNA, 717 nt
Organism: Gongylonema pulchrum
Lineage: Eukaryota; Metazoa; Nematoda; Chromadorea; Rhabditida; Gongylonematidae
Source: the annotation of a GenBank genome assembly